AUGAACAGGAAAACAAGGCGCUGGAUUUUCCACAUCUUCCUGAGCCUAGGGAUUGUCUAUAUCAAGAUCGGGGGUUUUUCCUCUGUGGUGGCCCUGGGAGCCAGCAUCAUCUGUAACAAGAUCCCGGGUCUCGCCCCCCGGCAGCGGGCGAUCUGCCAGAGCAGGCCCGACGCUAUUAUCGUCAUCGGGGAAGGGUCCCAGAUGGGCAUCAACGAGUGCCAGUUCCAGUUCCGCAACGGGCGCUGGAACUGCUCGGCCCUGGGAGAGAGGACGGUCUUCGGGAAAGAGCUGAAAGUGGGUAGCAGAGAAGCGGCAUUCACGUACGCCAUCAUCGCUGCUGGGGUAGCACACGCAAUCACGGCCGCCUGCACGCAGGGAAACCUGAGCGACUGCGGCUGUGACAAGGAGAAACAGGGACAGUACCACAAGGAGGAGGGAUGGAAAUGGGGAGGCUGCUCCGCUGACAUCAGAUACGGAAUAGGGUUCGCCAAGGUGUUUGUGGACGCCAGGGAGAUCAAGCAGAACGCGAGGACCCUCAUGAACCUGCACAACAACGAGGCCGGGCGGAAGAUUCUGGAAGAAAACAUGAAGCUAGAGUGCAAGUGCCAUGGGGUCUCAGGAUCCUGUACCACGAAAACAUGCUGGACAACUCUUCCCAAAUUCCGGGAGCUGGGCUACAUCCUUAAGGACAAAUACAAUGAAGCAGUUCAAGUUGAACCAGUGAGGGCGAGUCGUAACAAGCGCCCGACCUUCCUUAAAAUAAAGAAGCCGCUUUCCUAUCGCAAACCCAUGGAUACAGAUUUAGUGUACAUAGAGAAGUCUCCCAAUUACUGUGAAGAAGACCCUGUCACGGGCAGCGUGGGGACGCAAGGACGGAUGUGCAACAAGACAGCCCAGCAGUCCAACGGCUGCGAUCUGAUGUGCUGUGGUCGAGGUUACAACACCCACCAGUACUCGAGAGUGUGGCAGUGCAACUGCAAGUUCCAUUGGUGCUGCUAUGUUAAGUGCAACACAUGCAGUGAGAGAACAGAGGUGUACACCUGUAAAUGA
Molecule: messenger RNA, 1050 nt
Organism: Rhea pennata
Lineage: Eukaryota; Metazoa; Chordata; Aves; Rheiformes; Rheidae
Gene: WNT7A
Product: Wnt family member 7A
Exons: 4
Coding region: 1-1050 (349 amino acids)
Biological process (GO): neuron differentiation; cell fate commitment; multicellular organism development
Cellular component (GO): extracellular region
Molecular function (GO): cytokine activity; frizzled binding
Source: RefSeq, a predicted model, not a curated record